Molecule: messenger RNA, 1770 nt
Organism: Tetrapisispora phaffii CBS 4417
Lineage: Eukaryota; Fungi; Ascomycota; Saccharomycetes; Saccharomycetales; Saccharomycetaceae
Exons: 1
Coding region: 1-1770 (589 amino acids)
Biological process (GO): sphingosine biosynthetic process
Cellular component (GO): cytoplasm; membrane; intracellular membrane-bounded organelle
Source: RefSeq, a predicted model, not a curated record
AUGGCUGGUUCCAGAUUGGAUUCAUAUCGCAGACAAAACGUCACCACCAUUGGUCUAAUUUCCGAAGACGGAAUUGUUCUUAAAUCUCAAGAACAUGCACGUACAACAGAUGCAACAACGUGUUCGGCAAUAUGUUCACCAUGCAUAUCAUUAUGCAAUGCAGGAAAUACCGGAUCGUCGCACUAUUUAGACGAGCCCCCUUAUUUUGGUUCUCUUAGACAUGUUUCGGGAAACGCAAUCAUACCAUAUGGCCGUAUUAUUAAUGUUACACAAGCUGCUGGCAAUCCGUUGGACCCAUUUAUUGAUUCCGUAAACCAGACAAUCUCAGAAGAGGAGCAACAGACAUUAAUACAUUCUUCCGGGUCUAUUUCAAUCACGUACAUAGCGCAAAAGAAUGGGAUUUUUGUCCCCGAGACCAUACCCGUACGAAUCGACGAGUCCAUCCCAACGCCAACGGCAGCAGCAGCAGGAGGUGCAAGCACAUUCUUAGAUACAGAAGAAGAAGAUUGCACCCCGACGUCAUCUUCAAAUUCACAACAAGAUAAGACUCCCCUAAUUAAUGCUAUCUUGAAAAGAAGUUAUCAGAAUGCUAAGAUGUAUAGACGCAUACUAGUGAUUGUCAAUCCCCAUGGUGGCAAAGGUAACGCGAAAAAAAUAUAUUUAUCUAAAUGUGAGCCGAUCUUGAAGGCAAGUACAGCAACCGUCGACAUUGCAUACACAAAAUACGCAGGUCAUGCAAUCGAUAUAGCGCGUGAGGUGGAUUUAUCGAAAUACGAUACCAUUGCUUGUGCCUCGGGUGACGGUAUUCCAUAUGAAGUGAUCAAUGGCCUCAACCAGAGAUCCGAUCGUGUUGACGCCUUUAAUAAACUGGCAGUGACACAAAUACCUUGUGGUUCCGGUAACGCAAUGAGUGUGUCGUGCCAUUGGACAACGGAUCCAUCGUUGGCUACACUAUGUGUAUUGAAAGGUAACGAAGCACGUAUAGAUCUAAUGGCAUGUUCACAGAUAUCGUAUGCGGACAUUUCGCCAAAAUUGUCGUUUCUAAGUCAAACGUACGGUGUGAUUGCUGAAUCAGACAUCAAUACAGAAUUCAUUAGAUGGAUGGGUCCUUCCAGAUUCGAUAUCGGUGUGGCAUUCAACGUCUUCCAGAGAAAGAAGUAUCCGUGUGAAAUUUACGUGAAAUAUGCUGCAGAAGAUAAAGAGUCCGUUAGAGUUCAUUUCGAACAAAAUAAAGACAGCACUGCCCUAGUCUUCGAGGAGACGACAUGCCAACUGUCUUCGUCGUCAACCUCGUUGCAAACGAAAGCUAACUCGAUUCCGAAGACUCUAACAGACGAAGAUUUCGAAUUAAAAUACCCUUUGAACAAAGGUGUUCCGACCGAUUGGAUCAAAAUAGACGAGGAUUUUACAAACAAUAUAGGUAUUUUCUACACAGGUAAAAUGCCAUAUAUUGCUCCCGCCACGAACUUCUUUCCCGCUGCAUUGCCUUCAGAUGGUGCAAUCGACUUGAUUAUGACAGAUGCAAGAACUCCCGUCUCUAAAACGGCAUCCAUUUUGCUGUCGCUAGAUAAAGGAGCACACGUAUUAGAUGAAAAUGUUGUGCAUACAAAGAUCCUUGCCUAUAAAAUUAUUCCGAAACUCAAUGGAAGUUUGUUUUCCGUUGAUGGUGAAAAAUUCCCAUUAGAACCUCUGCAAGUGGAAGUAAUGCCACAAUUAUGUAAGACAAUAUUAAGGAAUGGUAGAUUUGUGGAUUCGAAAUUCCUAUCCUAA